This is a messenger RNA of Funneliformis caledonium, 819 nucleotides long. NCBI's taxonomy places the organism in Eukaryota, Fungi, Glomeromycota, Glomeromycetes, Glomerales, Glomeraceae. The record is from the annotation of a GenBank genome assembly.
AUGGUUUGUCUCAAUCCACAAAGAAUAUUUGAAUCAGAAAAUUUCCAUUUAAUUGAACAACAUGUUUUAUCCUCAAUCCUUAAAAGAGAUGACUUAUCCCUAAAUGAAUUUGAGAUCUGGAAUCAUAUCAUAAAUUGGGGAAUUUACAAUAAUGAUGACUUUGGAGAAAGUGAGAAUGUUCAUGAAUGGUCAGAUAAAGAGUUUAAAUCAUUAGGAGAAACUUUAAAAGAAUUGAUCCCCUUGAUUAGAUUCUCUAAUAUGAAAUAUAAAGAGUUUCAUGAUUAUGUCAUACCAUAUAAAAAGAUCCUAUCAAGUUCCUUUUUAACAGAUUUGGAAAAAAAGUUUGAUUCUUUGAUAACAAAUCAGACUUUAAAUGGACCAACUAGAAUUUUGCUAUCAAGAAAGAUAGAUUCAAGAAUAAUUAGAUAUGAUAAUGCAUUAAAAGUUGAAACUUGGAUCAGUAGAUCAGAUGGUACAAUAUCUGAAACCACCAUACUUAAAUAUCAAUGGAAACUAUUAUUUAGAGCAAGCCUUAAUGAAAAAGAAGAUUAUUGCGUUGAUGCUAAAGGAAGUUUUAUCUAUUACUUUGAAAGUUUAUCUAAUGCUAAAAUCAGUAGGGUUAAAACUGACAUGUUUUAUGCUAUACCUCAACAUAAAUUUUGUGGUCCGGAAUUCGGUAUGAUUGAUUUUUCUAUUGUGGAUUGUUGUAAUGAAUAUAAAAAUAAUUCUUGUAAUCCUAGUAGUAAGUAUGAGAAUACUUUUACUAUUGGUGAUUUUUGUGUAGAGGAUUAUGAAGUUUUUCAAAUUUUAAACAAAUGA